AUGGCUACUCUCAAGAACCCGCCCCCGAUAUACAUCACACUCUACUUCAUAGUCACCCGCUUCCUUGACUCUCUUCGCGCAGUCAGGGACCACUUUCUCGCCCUUGACCCCACAGACCUCACUGACGUCGAUCUCGAGAAGCACCUCCUUGCAGCUGAGACCAGCAUAGUCGCUAUAGGUGCUGCUCGUGGCAGUCCUCGCACUCCCUUCUUUGAGGGGUGUUCCCCCUCCCCCCUUGCCCCCUCCUACGCUUCUGCUGCUGCUGUUGGCUUCCUUGGUGCUAAGGAGGUCGGGGCUAUUUCUGCUCCUAGUGGGAAGCGCCGCAGCGGCAAGGGCAAGGGAGGCAAGAGUGGUGGAGGUGGCAGCGGGGGGGAUGGUGGUGGUAGAGGCGGUAGAAGCGGUGGAGGUGGCGGCGGUGGCGGUGGGAGUGGAGGCAGGAGUGGAGGCGUCAGUGGCGGCAGUAGCGGUAGCGGUGGGGAUGGUGGUGGCAGAGGUGGUGGCAAUGGGAGCGGUGGCGGUGGAGGCAGCAGCGGCGGUGGUGGUGGCAGUGGGAGCGAUGGUGGCGGCAGUGGUGGCGGUCGGGGUGGAGCCGUUCAAAGGGGAGGUUCUGGUGGUGGCCAGAGGCAGCAAGAGCAACACCUGCUUAGGAGGGAUGUGGAUAUCCUUGCUCUCGACAAUGAUGCUAUCCUUGCUGCCAUGUAUGCAUUGACUGUUAGUGCUGAGGGUGACUGUUACCUGUGUGUGCCGCCCGACCCAGGUAUAGAGGCUGCUGCUCUAGGUGCUAGUGAGUCUGCUCUCUCUGGUACUGCGCCUGCUAAGGCCUUGCACACCUUCACGCUUAGUUCUUGCACGUUCCACCACUGUUCUCCCGUGUCCGGCGGUUCCGUCUGGCUCACUGUCAGGUCUCUCCCUCCCCUCCCUGCCUCGCCUGCGCCGCCCUGCCUUCCUUGCGUCGAGGGGCAGCAGCGCGCCGCUCCUCACUCCUCCUCGUUUCCCCUGACAAAGGCUCCCCUGCAGACUCUCCACAUGGACGUGUGGGGCCCCGCCCGCGUCCGUGGACUGGACCGCGAGCGGUACUUUCUACUGGUUGUUGACGACUACACACGUUACACCACGGUCUUCCCUGAUGUCCUCAUCCCUUGGAUCCGCGCUGUCCGUCUCCAGCUCCGCGAGCGGUUCCACACGGACCAUGUCUUGCGUCUGCACUCUGACAGAGGUGGUGAGUUCUCCUCCGACCUCUUGUGGAACUUCUGUCGUGGGGAGGGCAUCCUCCAGUCGUUCACGCUUCCGGCCUCCCUGCAGCAGAAUGGGGUUGCUGAGCGCCGCAUUGGCUUAGUCAUGGAGGUCGCUCGUACCUCCAUGAUCCAUGCGGUUGCUCCCCAUUUUCUGUGGCCGUUUGCGGUCCGGUACGCUGCGCAUCAGCUCAACCUCUGGCCCCGUGUCUCCAUGCCGGAGACCUCGCCCACACUGCGUUGGAUGGGGGAGGUUGGCGAUGCGUCGGUGUUCCGGGUCUGA
Molecule: messenger RNA, 1515 nt
Organism: Closterium sp. Yama58-4
Lineage: Eukaryota; Viridiplantae; Streptophyta; Zygnematophyceae; Desmidiales; Closteriaceae
Source: the annotation of a GenBank genome assembly